AUGGAUCACAUGUCUCCCAGGUUGAGAGCUUUCCUCUCUGAACCCAUUGGAGAAAAGGAUGUUGUCUGGGUAGAUGGGAUCAGCCAUGAACUUGCAAUCAAUUUGGUCACCAAAGGUUUCAACAAGGCCUACACCCUGCUGGGACAGUUCCUUCUGAUGCACAAGAAUGAAGCUGAGUUCCAGAGGUGGCUCAUUUGUUGUUGUGGUGCCACAGAGUGUGAAGCCCAGGAGAGUUCUAACUGCCUGAAGGAGUGGUGCUCCUGCUUCCUGUAAGCACACCUCCUUGCUCUGCCACCUGGGAAAUGAUGUGUUCUGUACCUAGACCCAGGCUCAGAGUCAUUAUUUUUGUUUUUAACUUAAAUGAUACAUGCUUGUUAUUAAAAGU
This is a messenger RNA of Phyllostomus discolor (pale spear-nosed bat), 385 nucleotides long. It is a transcript of the gene BANF2, whose product is annotated as BANF family member 2. NCBI's taxonomy places the organism in Eukaryota, Metazoa, Chordata, Mammalia, Chiroptera, Phyllostomidae. The record is from RefSeq and is a predicted model, not a curated record. Bases 1 to 273 code for a protein of 90 amino acids. Gene Ontology annotation, molecular function: DNA binding. The transcript is spliced from 2 exons.